Zygotorulaspora mrakii is the source of this 1698-nucleotide messenger RNA. It is a transcript of the gene GAT2, whose product is annotated as Gat2p. The transcript has a single exon. Gene Ontology annotation, molecular function: zinc ion binding; sequence-specific DNA binding. The record is from RefSeq and is a predicted model, not a curated record. Lineage: Eukaryota; Fungi; Ascomycota; Saccharomycetes; Saccharomycetales; Saccharomycetaceae. The coding region runs from base 1 to 1698 and encodes 565 amino acids. Gene Ontology annotation, biological process: regulation of DNA-templated transcription.
AUGUGUGCGACCAAGAUGUCCUGCGUAAGAAUACAGGAGAUGUCAGCAUCCAAUAUGGAAAACAAUCAUUCUGCUGAAAAGGAGGCGAGAGGCAAAGGUGUGCGCAAGUUUAAAGGCUUGGAUACUAGCGGGCGUAGCACGUCGAAUCGUCAGUCGUUGUUGCGACGUUCGGAUCGCAGCUCGGAGAGAGAUGCGGAGCGGGAUGCAAGAACUAUAUCGGUUCCCAAUCUGUUGAAUCUGGGCAACGAGCAACGGGUGACAAGGGUAGGCGAUGCUGCGAUCAAAGGCGGUGAGAGUGGUACCCAUGCUGGCGAAGACGUGUUGAGGGUCCCACAAGAAUACACUGAGAACUCAUUUGUGGUGAGCAGUAUGAGUCAAAGUGCGUAUCAGGCAGCAAGGGCGCAGCGAAAAAGUUCGGUUGACUCAUUGAUGCGUGCGGCUGUUACCGUUGAAAGGAACGACCAGGAUUUGAGGAAAAUGCAUCAAAACCAAAUAAAUUCAAUUAUUGACUUCAAAAAUCAGAUCUCAGAUGAGAUUCAAUCUUGGCCAAAUACUGGGCAUACAUCGCAGGAGAAUGCGAUUAGAUCAUCAACUGAAGCAAUGAAGGAUUUCACCUUCACUGAUAUGAGUUCUGAAAAUUUAGACUCCCUUAAACAUGUUGCCAAUACUUUACAUGCUACCGUUAAACAGUUAGAUGAGUUGAAAAGGCAGCAACGUCCCAAUGAAGACUUCAAUAGGCAAAGAAUAAGGCUACCAUCGAUAGAUAUGAUGACUUCAAAUAUCGGGAGUAACCCGCAGGCGGGACUUCGAAAUUACCAGUUCCCAAAUGAUGAGUUCAACAGAAACCCUAGACCAAGCAACCGACAUCUAGAGUCACAAUUCAUUGCUUCAUCGUCGGCAUCGUCGUCAUCAUCAAUUCACCAACCGGUAACCUCUUAUGUCCAAGCACAUCCGCAUAACUCAGGAAAUUAUGUUUCAUUUACAGGCCCGAUGACCAACGUAUCUCCCAGAAUAAAUCAUCGUGCUACAAUUUCAGAUCCAUCGUCGGCUUAUCGAUCCAGUAUGAUGAAGGAGCGACAAAAUUCAGCUACUUGUAGUAAUUGGCCCUUACUUCCAUUUUAUCCGCUAGCUCCUUCUUCUUCUUCUUCUUCUUCUUCUUGUCCCAUUGUAUUCCAGCCGCCAUACUCAUCAAAUGACUCAUCCGCUGAUUCAUCCAGACAGAAUGCUGCUGAAAACAGCAUUGGUAAACGAAAAUUGGAAAGUAAAGAUCAAAAGAUUAAUAUGAGAACACAAAGAUCGUCAUCAGAAAACUCAGUGUUUCAAAAUCGGCAAGCUUUAGCUCAUGGAUUGCUCAUGGCUGAGAAUAUCAAAAGAAACCAACAAUCAACUACAUCCUGCAUACAUUGUGGAGAAGCUAGUACACCAGAAUGGCGUCGAGGGCCCUAUGGAAAUAGAACCUUGUGUAAUGCAUGCGGAUUGUUUUACCGCAAAUUAGUUAAAAGGUUCGGAAAUAAAGAUACAAAUAUGUUUAUGAGAUAUAGGAAAAGCACAAAUCCUGAAGAUCGAAGGGUUCCCUCCAUUGCAGAGGUACCUAAAUCAAUACAGCAGGAGCUGGACAAUGAUAAAAAUUUAGAUGGUGAAUACUUCACAAUCGGUGGUACGAAUGCGAACUUCAUUUUUUCAGAGAAUAAAAAAUGA